Manduca sexta (tobacco hornworm) is the source of this 2339-nucleotide messenger RNA. RefSeq names its product voltage-dependent L-type calcium channel subunit beta-2 (gene Ca-beta). The coding region runs from base 230 to 2017 and encodes 595 amino acids. The record is from RefSeq and is a predicted model, not a curated record. Gene Ontology annotation, biological process: chemical synaptic transmission; regulation of voltage-gated calcium channel activity; calcium ion transmembrane transport. Gene Ontology annotation, cellular component: voltage-gated calcium channel complex. Gene Ontology annotation, molecular function: high voltage-gated calcium channel activity; protein binding. The transcript is spliced from 14 exons. Lineage: Eukaryota; Metazoa; Arthropoda; Insecta; Lepidoptera; Sphingidae.
CCGAGCGCGCCACACAUGACAAAUGUCACCGUGAUACGAGCCUGCAGUCUUCAGGCCUCGCUGAAAAACGUGGAAAUUCAGCAGAAAAGUGGAUUUAAUUGUAAAUUGUGAACUAUAUUCGUUGUGUGAACGUUGCAAACAGUGUGUUCGAUUAGUGUACGCGUACACAACAUUUGUAUAUCGCCACGGCGGGUGUGCCGUGAGGGGUAUGCGCCGGCGGCGCUGAGGCAUGAGCGGGGCGCGCGCCCCCGAAUCCCGCGACCAACCGCGCCAUCCCCACCGUAAUCACCCCCAGGAAUCGUCGCCUACAUUGACACUUAUAUCGUCAAAGGGCUCGGCGGAUUCAAACUACUCGCAGCCGUCUUCGGAGCUGUCGCUGGACGAAGACAAGGAGGCGCUGCGCCGCGAGAAGGAAGCGCAGGCUCUCGCACAGCUUGAUAAGGCUAGGUCGAAGCCGGUCGCGUUCGCAGUGCGCACGAACGUCGCAUACGAUGGCACCAUCGACGACGACUCGCCCGUGCACGGCAGCGCCAUCUCCUUCGAGGUGCGCGACUUCCUGCACAUCAAGGAGAAGUACGACAACAACUGGUGGAUCGGGCGGCUAGUGAAGGAGGGGUGCGACAUCGGGUUCAUCCCGUCGCCGGUGAAGCUGGAGAUGGUGCGCGCGGGGCUGGCGGCGCGCGGGCGCUACACGCGCGCGGGCUCGGCCGCCAACCUCGCCGGCUCGCUCGCGCCCGCGCACGCGCCGCACCCGCCCCUCUCCAGAGGUAGCACCCCCCCCACGCCCGAUGUACCUUCCUUCGACCGAGGUGAGGAGUCAGACUCAGCCGGCCGCGGUCGCGGCGCAGCGCUGCCAGGCAGCAAAGAGAAGAGGAAGCCCUUCUUCAAAAAGCAGGAGGCAUGCACGCCGUACGACGUAGUGCCUUCCAUGCGCCCAGUGGUUCUCGUAGGACCUUCGCUCAAGGGUUAUGAGGUCACGGACAUGAUGCAGAAAGCGUUGUUCGACUUCCUGAAGAGACGGUUCGAGGGCAGGAUAAUAAUAACUCGCGUGACGGCGGACAUAUCGCUCGCGAAGCGCUCGCUGCUGAACAACCCGUCGAAGCGCGCCAUCAUGGAGCGCUCCAACUCGCGCUCGACGUGCCUCGCGGAAGUGCAGGCGGAGAUCGAGAGAAUAUUCGACCUGGCGCGGACGCUGCAGCUGGUAGUGCUGGACUGCGACACCAUCAACCAUCCGUCGCAGCUCGCCAAGACCUCGCUUGCACCCACCAUCGUGUACUUGAAGAUCACUAGCCCGAAGGUGCUUCAACGCCUAGUAAAGUCCCGCGGGAAGGGCCAGACGAAGAACCUCUCCGUGCAGAUGGUGGCGGCAGAGAAGCUGUCCCAGUGUCCGCCGGACAUGUUCGACGUCAUCUUGGACGAGAACCAGCUGGAGGACGCGUGCGCACACAUCGCGGAGUAUCUCGAGACGUACUGGCGCGCGACGCACCCGCCGAGCGCGGCGCCGCUCUCCGCGCCCGCGCCGCGCGCGCACCACGCGCACCACGCGCACCACGCGCACGCGCACGCGCAGCCCGGUGAGUACACACACCACACACCACACACCACACACACACCCUCUUGUAACCUUGAAUGUCCCUCUUUUGAUCCCCCCGCGCAUUCCGGAGGACACCGCGAGAGGUCCGACUCCUACAACUACGAGAGGGAACGAGGUGGCAGAGCGCGUGCGCCGCGGCCGGAGCGGCUCGAGGAGGAGUACUACCCGCGCGACCGCUACCAGCGCUACCCGCGCGACUACCACCCCGCGUACGCGCACGAGUACGGCGCAGGCGCGGGCGCGGGCGCGGGCGCGGCGGCCGAGCCGUACGGACACGACUACACGCGCGAGUCGUACCGCGACGAGUACCGCGAGUACGGGCGCGAGUACGGGCGGGAGUACGGGCGCGAGCCGGCGCCGCCGCGCCGCGACCGCGACUCCGACGAGUACGGACCCUCGCGCCGCGCGCUCAACGCCGUGUAGCGACGCGCCGGCGCCGGGCCCGGGGCCGGGACCGGGACCGGGACCGGACUCGGGGCCGGGCCCGAGGAGGCGCCGGGGGCGGAGCCGGAGGCCGAGGCGGCGGCCGGUCCCGCGCCGGCGCGGUAUCGCUGAGCUUUAGUGACCGCUUGCGCCUCGCCCGCCUUGCGUUGAUUGUGUACAUUUUAAUGAUGGUCAAGGAAGAUAAUUUUAGUACCGUUAGAUAUUAUCCGUUUCCCAUUUUUUGAACAUACUCUGUAAUUAUAUUGCAUCGUCUGUACUUCAUUGUUGCAAUCAUUUGUAAAUAAAAUACUUUAUAUCGAUA